Acanthoscelides obtectus is the source of this 1500-nucleotide messenger RNA. The record is from the annotation of a GenBank genome assembly. Lineage: Eukaryota; Metazoa; Arthropoda; Insecta; Coleoptera; Chrysomelidae.
GCCGCAUCGGCCACCGCGACCGCAUUCGCGAGCCCCUCGUCGUCUGGACCUGGAGCAACGCCGCGUCCAGCGUGCUCGUGGAGUCAGUGACUCGGUCGUUGCCGGAGCGGACGCCGUCUCCGUCGAGGGGCGCAUCAACCACGUGUGUGUGCACGUAUCGAGCGUCGGCGCCGCGACGCCGAAACUGGCGCCACUCCACCACGUCCCGACAUCCUUGGAAUAUAGGUUAGGAUCGCUAAGGUUGUGUGACGAUUGCUCUGUUGUGAUCUGAUAUGUGAUACGACGGCCUUGCUUUCGAAGAAGGAUUAGCUGGAUUUGAUAUGAGGAAUUGUUCUGGUAUGGUGCUUGUUUUGAUUGCGAUUUAGGUGCAUGAAUAAUGAACAAAGAAAUGCUGUGCAGUUAUCUGAUACGCAAAAUGAAGUGCGGGAUGAACUUCUACUAAUAAUGCGUUGCUUCAGCAAUUAUUGAAAGCACACCCAUGAUGAACCGGUGAAUAAUGGUCAAGAAGUGAAAAAGAUGCUGCGCUCAACCUCAUACACAUCCGGUUUCGCAGGAGGCGGUGCUGACGAUCGCGACCCGUUGACGAGCCAACCGCGCGCGGGUGGUGGGAGGUCUUGUGCCGCCCCCGAAACGAACGGGGGCGGUAUGGAUCUCGGCUACGUCACGGAGCGGAUCAUCGCCAUGUGGUUCCCAGCCGUCAUGUCCAGAAACCAGUAUCGACACGCGCAGAGGCAGGCGGCGAUCAUGCUGGGGAACAAACAUGGAGAUAAUUACAUGGUGUUCAAUCUUUCGGAACCGAAAAGGGUGCUACGCAACGAACAUAAGCACGUUAAAGAAGUCGGAUGGGCAAUUGAACUGGCGCCACCCCUGGAGAGGUUGUGCAGUGUCUGCAAGGACAUCGAUUCCUGGCUAGCUGGAGACCAACAUCGCAUCGCUGUGUUGCAUGUCAGGGGCAAUAAAGAUAAACUAGGUGUGAUAGUAGCGGCUUACAUGCACUACUCCAGCAUAUGCGGGAAUGCAGAACAGGCCUUAGAUAGGUUUUCUAUGAGGAAAUUCUUGGACGAUAAUGUGGGUCCCUUAAGGCUUCCAUCUAAUAAAAGAUAUGUAGACUAUUUUGCUGGCCUCUUAUCGCACAACAUAAAGAUCAACGCCGCGCCUAUGUACCUUACCCACGUAACCGUUUUGGGAGCACCAACUUUUCAAAAUGGUGGUUGUCGGGCUUUCCUCAAGAUAUACGAAGGUCACACUCCAGUAUAUACUUCCGGAGUGUACUCAGUGUCCGAUGGUAUCCAACAAUUUACCGUCAACGUAACUACUGAAGGUAGAAAAGGUCUACCCUUAAGAGGUGAUAUCUUGGUGAAGUGCUAUCAUCGGAGGGAGGAAAGCAGAGAACCUAUCUUCGCCUGUCAGUUCCAUACCUGCGCAGUCGCUGAUCAUACACUUAGUUUCACCAGGCAGGAGUUGGAUAUUGCUUGCAACGGUAAGUUCAUCAGCCCAUGA